Messenger RNA from Parnassius mnemosyne (clouded apollo), 1143 nucleotides. The record is from the annotation of a GenBank genome assembly. Lineage: Eukaryota; Metazoa; Arthropoda; Insecta; Lepidoptera; Papilionidae.
AUGUUACCUGCGUUGAUGUAUAAUAUGGAAGGAUCAUCAAAUUUGAACAAUAGUUCAAAUAACUUCUGUAGUGUUUACGAUGAAAAUAUAAUUUUAAAUAGUGUGCGGAAUCGGAAGAAAGUGUCUGAACAGCCUAACUGUCCGGUGUGCAGUUGUACAAUCCGACAAGGGGAGCUAGAGGCCCACCUUGCUUUGGAAGUAGAGAGACUGCAGAAACUAUCUAGUGGUUCUAAACGAAAACUUAGUGUAAAUAGCCCUUUAUCUACUACAAACAUAGCAAUACCUGGAUCUAGUUCGUCUGUAGAUCUUCAAAGUGAUCAAGAUAUUGAUGUGUCUGGUUGUCCGGGGAGUGAUGUAUACCAUCGGAUACAUACGAACCGUUUGCGGCGAUUGCGAGCAAGGCGUCGUCUCACUCCACCCCCCCAGACGGGGGAGUGUCCUGUCUGCAACGCAUCGUUGCCUGUCUCGAGGCUUCAGAGGCACGCGCUGAGAUGUUUGAAGAGGACAGGAGCGGAAAUGGACGAUGAUGUACCUGACACGAGCUCCGAAGAAGGCAGCAUUGAUGUGGGGAAUGAUGAGCCGUCGGGUGGCAGUUUCGGGGCGGAGUACCAGUGGUGUGGGGAGUGGAGGGUCAGGGCUGCAGCGCUACAGGCGGCCGAAGGGAGAGUCGCCACAUGCGUUCGGAGGGCUUCAAAUGAUCAAGCUCUGGUGGUGGAUGGCGAUGAAGACACGGAGCUGUAUGGUCCUCCGCAAUAUUCACCGUCGAGGAUCGCACCAGAUGCAGAAAUACCUGUAGCAGAGGAUAGACACGAAGAAGAAAACUCUAGGAUUGACACAGAAACUCAUAACGAGCCUGAGAAGAUAUGCGAGCCAGCAAAGCCGAAUGGAUUGGUAGAAGCGAGUGCGGAGACAAGAAUACAAGCUCUCAAAGCGAAGAUAAAGGAAUUGGAGAGCAGGCAGAACUCUGCGGCUGAGGCAAAGUGUUUGAUAUGUCUCGGUCCGCACAUAUCCCCUGCGGUGUCGAUCCAGUGCUGGCAUGUUUACUGUGAGGUCUGCUGGCUUCAGUCUUUAAAAGCCAAGAAAAUAUGCCCCCAGUGCAACGCCAUCACAAGCGCACAUCAUUUGAGAAGAAUAUACAUGUAA